CAGGCUAUCCUCUCCCUGCUGCACUGUGCCAAACCUCUCACCGAGGUUUCACUAAGGAUGGAGGACACAGGCGUAACCGAGGAUCAGCCGACUUGUGCCCUCUGCCACUGCCCAUUUCCUGAUUUCGAUGCAUUGCCCUGUGGCCAUUACCUUUGCUCAAACUGUAUGGAGGAUGCCCGGUCCAAGGGAGAAGCUGCGGGCAGACUGGACUGCCCAGUGUGUAUCAAUCCAUCGGUCUCGGAGCCCAGGCUGGAUGGGGCAAGCCAACCGGAGAAAGCUGCUGUCCCCUCCCUCACAGCCGAGGUCCCCCCACCUGGAAGAGACCCUCAGGAGGUGGGCAUAGGUGACCCUGCAGGAAAGCUCCCCGGUGAUCCUAUAGAGAGACAGUGCCGUGAACACAAGGAGCCUCUGGAGUUCUACUGUGAAGACGAUGGAGAGUGUGUGUGUGGGCCGUGUACAAUAACAGGCAAACACAAAUCCCACUCCCUGCUCAGCUUGGAAAAGGCAGCAGCUGAGAUUAAGGGAAAACUACUAAACAGAGUGAGGAGUAUUCUGCAAACUCAACAGAGUUAUCACUUCAAAUAUCAGGAUCUCCAAAAAUCAGAAGAUGAAUUGAAGAUGCAAAUCAAGAGACUGCAAGGAAACAUAUCAAAGAAGUUCUCUGAGUGGAGGAAGAACCUGGAAGAAGAUGAAGAGAGUGUACUGAAGCUGAUUGAUGAGGAAGGAAUUCGACUGGCAGAUCAGAGCAGCAACUGCUCCAAGACAUUAAACGAGAAGAUGGAUUUGAUCAAACUGUUAGACGACGAGGCACAGAGUCUGACACAAAGUGAUCGUCUGUCAUUUUUUCAGAAAUCUAAACAGCUCCUUUCCAAGGCAACAGAGCUUCAGAACCAAAAAACACUGAUUGAUCAGAGGGAUUCGUUGAACAUUCGUUCUAUAUCUGAGCAAGUCAAGGUGCUGAUCGAUAAAUCGAUGGCAUACUACUCGAUUAUAUUGAACAUGAUAGGUGAAUGGGCACAGCUCACAUUGGACACCAAAACUGCCUACUGGUUCUUGACAGUCUCCGAGGACGCCCGCUCUCUGACGUUCGGAUAUGACCUGCAGCCAUACCCGUCCAAUCCAGAGAGGUUCAGGACCCACCGCCAGAUCCUCUGUUGCCAGAGCUUCACCUCGGGUUAUCACUCCUGGGUAGUGCAGGCUGAAGGGAUCGCCUGGGGCAUAGGGAUUGCAUAUGGGAGUAUAGCGAGGGAGGGCGAGUGCUCAGACCUGACCAACUCCAGCAAAGCCUGGUGCAUUCAUCUGAAUCAUGGCACCCUCACAGCCAGUCACAAUGGGCUACACACCGACAUAAUCAAGGAGCCGUUGCACACCAGGUUCCAGGUGGAGUUAGAUUAUGAGGCAGGCUACGUGUCAUUUUACCAAGUGGGGGACACUGCCCAACACUUAUAUACAUUUCGGACCAUGUUUAGUGAGCCCGUAUUUCCAGCAUUCUCUUGCUUCUACAUUUCCUCCAUAAAACUGUGUUAAACAGGGGAUUUUACAGCAUAGACUCAGGCCAAUCAGUCCAUCGACCAAGUGCUUCAUGAGGCCUAUCCCGCCUCAGCAUAUCCUUCCUCCAUCACAGAUAUUAUCCACCUUCCCCUGAAAUGCAUCUAUGCUGUUCACCUCCUUGUCACUCUCGAAAGAAGCAAGCCUCCUGCUGAACUCACUAUGGGAUUUCAUUAUUUGCAAUUUAACUUGCGUUAACGGGUAGAAAUGCUGGAAAUAUUCGAUGAGGCACAUCUACCACUGGCCUUAAACACAAAUGAAGGCAUUUUCUUUACUUCAAUCUUGGUGAUGUUUCCCUUUUCUUAAAGCUAAGGAUAUUGAACUCUUUUUUUAAAAAAAAACUGUUCUUGGAAAGUGAGUAUAUUUUUGGCGUUGCCUGAGGAGGCCCUGAAGAUAAACCACCUUCCUCACCCUCUUUAGUUGCUAUUCUGUUUUGUUGUUUUAUACAGCUCAGAGGCUGGCCCAGGCCCUUUAAGAGGGAAGUAGAGUCACGAGUCAAACACGCUGGUCCGUAUCUGGGAUCACAUUUAGAUCAGACAGGGUAAGGAUGGCACAUUUCCUGCGAGGUAGUAUGGACAGAGCGUCUGGAAAGUCAUUCACCCAACCCAAGGAGCUACUUGAUGGUGGGGCCAGGUUAAAACCACAGUUCAUUCGCUUUCGGAUGAACUUAUAGCCAAGAUCACAAAUGCAGCUCAAAUUAUUUAUCAGCAAAUGGAGGUUGUUUUC
Molecule: messenger RNA, 2274 nt
Organism: Stegostoma tigrinum
Lineage: Eukaryota; Metazoa; Chordata; Chondrichthyes; Orectolobiformes; Stegostomatidae
Product: E3 ubiquitin-protein ligase TRIM7-like
Exons: 6
Coding region: 58-1527 (489 amino acids)
Molecular function (GO): protein binding; zinc ion binding
Source: RefSeq, a predicted model, not a curated record